AUAAAAAAAUGAUAAGCAAAUUGAGCACCAUAGAACAAAAUUAUGGUGAAUCAAUAACCGUGAUCGUAUGCGAUCAUUUUUGUAGAACUGUAGAAUACCACACGCACCCACACACAUACACAGUUGAUCGUUAUCACACCGGAAUAUCAUCCCAAACAUAAAUGUAUUUAUAAAUGUGUAAUAAUAUUAUAAUAUUAUCAAAAUUAUUCACUAUUUUGUACUUAUUUUGUAUUAUAAUAUUAAAAAUAAUUGUGAUAAGGCCGAGGAAAAAAAGUGAAACCAUUGUUGCAACUACAGACCGUUCGUACUGCAAGUAACUAUCAGGUAACACAACAAGGCAAUGGGCGGUAAACGGCCUUCGAAUGUGAUUACUGUUGUUUCCCAACGAGUAUUUUUCUGUUAAAAAAUAUACAUUUUCGUUUCAAAAUGACGAAUUUGUUUUAUUUGCCUGCGGAUAUAUGAGUUGAACGCACGUGACUUGUAGUUCCUGUCAACCAACGACUUCGGUAUCAGCGUUGCCACUUGAGAAGGUGUUGAAAUGACUGAAAACGAAAAGCUUCCAUCUCCAAUGGUCAUUGGCUAUUGGAUGUCUGACCGCAAGAGUCAGAAACUCAAUUGGAUUGAAUUCGGCAAAGUGUGCAGGUAAAAUAUUUAUUACUAAUAUUAAGUACCAUAUGUGGUAUGAUUAAUACAAUAUUAUGAUAUUAGGUACCUAUGAUUAGGUAGGUACUAUUUACUUUGUAUGCAGUACGUCGUUUAGCAGUUUAUAUUUGUUUAGAAACCAAUUUUAUACCUGUAUACUGACAUUUAAUGAAUAUGUAAAUAUUCAUAUACAUGCUAAGUGAAAAAUUAAAAUAAUUAUAAUCAAGAAAAAGGUAUUUAAUAUUUUAUUUUUGAUUUAGUUUUGAUUUGUCCCAUUAACCAUUUAAAUAAAAUUAUAACUGAUAAUGGUUGUACUAUUUCAAUAGAAUAUGGUACUGAUUCAGAAUUUCAAAAUAAAAAUACAAAAUAGAUUUUUACACCAAAAUAAAUAAUUCUUAAUUAAACACCUGAUUAGUUAUAAACUAUAAUCAAGAACUUAAUAUUAUAUUGUUCUAAUUAAUCCAGUUAAAUACCUAUUUAUAUUUUGUUUAAACAAAACAAUUUUAUUGCAAAAGUAAAUAUUGUUAAAAUCAUUUUCAAGAUUUUUUACUGUAUAAAUACACAAAGUAUUUCCAUUAGCAGAAAUAUAACAAUAAUUUCUAACUUUAUUGUUGAAUGUGGAAUAAUUUCUUUUCAUUUUCUAUCAAAUUUUUAAUUUUUCUCAAAAAUCUAAAUAGGUAUUGUCAUUCGUAAGAAUACACAUUCAUUUAUAAAAAAACAAGAAACAUUAUAAUGAGGUUUUAUUUCAAUAAUAUAUAAUAUCUCUGUAAAUAUCUACAUUACAUAAUAGGUAAUAUCAUUACCUAUUUAAAAUGUGUUGGGAAGUACCUAUUAUGGGAAAUUUUAUAUGGCUCGUUAAAAAAUUACCGGCAUCUUGUUAAUAUAACUCAUACACAUAUAUGUAUAAGUUUAUAAAUAGCUAUUGUUGUAUAGAGAGAUUAUUGAAUAACUAAAAAGUGAAAUUAAAACAUAUAUAUAUAUAUAUAUAUAUAAGUGAAAUAAGAAACAUACUUGAGUUUCCAAGUUAUAGAAGGAUUACCAAUAUUUGUUACAUACCUAUUAGAAAUCUUAGUAAACCGAAAUAUCUAAAUAUUUAUUAUAUUUAUUAAAUUUAGUAUUCAUAUAUAAAUUUGGUUUUAAAAAUUCCAUGGUAAUAACCAUUUUUUAACUAUGGAAAAUAUGUAGAGUUUCACUCAUGAUAGAAAUCAUAAAUGCAUUUUAGUACCUACUUAUAUUAGUUUUAAAUAAUUAGGUACUGCAUACUGUACCAACUAUUUAAAAAAUAAAUAAAACGAAUGACACUGUACUAGGUACCUAGUAUCUACCUAAUACCUAUAUAAAACAUAUUAUUAAAAAAGUGAUUAAUAAUUUAAUUUCUUUUAAAAAUACCAUUUUAAACUAUUCACUUUAGAAAUUAUAUUUUAUUGAAAUCAAAUUAUAUUCAAUGUAAUUAUAUACUUCAUGUAUCUGAACAUGUUCAUAGACUACUUUUUUCCUUUUUAAUAUCAUAUAGAAAUAAGUUGAAAUAAUAUUACACAAUAUGUAAGAAAAUAAUGUAAUUUUAAAUUAAACUGGUUUUAUAAUUUAAAUAAUUAAAUUUAAAUUAUACAAAGUACAUUUAAAAUAUCAAGUUUACAUUGAAUAUAAAACCAAAUAUAGGCAUACCUAAAUUACUAAUUGUAUUAUAAUUUUAACACAUUAAGAUCUCAAAAUACCUAAAGAGUUGACAAUUACAUAGAAAUAUAUGUCAUUUUUUAAAUCAAUGUUCUACAAACAAGGGUAAUGGAUGCGGAGGGAAGGGGUGAAAAAGUAUCUAUCUCAUUGCUGUAAUUAAUUUAAAUACAAAUUAAAAAGUAAUUUAUAUUUUGGAGGAAGUUUGAAACCCCAACAUUUUCUUGUGUUUGCCACAGUCACUAGUAUUUAACAGUCUACAAUUAUGUUACAUUAUAAUAAUAUUUUAUCAAUGUUUAGAUGAUUAUUAGUAAUUUUGUUUUAUUUUUUACAGGCAGCAUGGAUAUGAAUUAGUGAAAGUAAGAAAUUAUUUUAUUAUUUACAUGAGUUAUUCAAAUAUGUCCUGUAUUUAAUUGGGGGUUGUUUUUUGUGAUAGUAUAAAAUAACUAAUGAGUUCAAAUAUUUUCUAGCAUUAAAGUCAUCCUCACAUAAAUUAAAAUAUAUUUUUUGUGGUAUUAAUGCAUUAUAAAAUGUAUUUGAAGUGAUUGCAUUUUAUAAAAUACAAACACAUCGGUUUAUUUUAAAUUUGUAUUUAAGUAAGAACUAAUUUUUAAAAAAAAUAUUUAUUCGUUUAAUUAAAUUAGUGUUUAAUUCUUCAAGUCUAUAAAAUAUUUUUGUAACACUGUUUAGUUCAAUGCAUAACAUUUUCUUACAUAUUUGAAUCUCUCUUUCUUUGUAGUUAUCAAUAUAUAGAUUGAUUUGCAGCCUUCCUCAAUUAUUCUCUAUCAUCUACUUACCUCUUGUUUGAUAAUAAAUUAAUUCAAAUAUUUUGUUUCUUUUGAUAAAACAUUCAAUUAUAUUUUGUCCAGUUUAUUAUUUGGGGCAUGAAUAUUUUGUUUUCAAUAUCAUAUUUUAAUUGUUUUAAUUAAUUAAUUUAUUACUUCUUAUCAAUAUAUAUCAUAUAGUAUAACUUUCAUAAUAAUUAAUUUUUCUCUACUGAUAAAAUAUUUUUCAUUUAAAAACUAAUAAUAUAAUUUAUUUUAAUAAUUAUCUUAAAAGAAAAACCACUUAAGAACGGAUUUUGUUAAAAAAAAAAAAUUACUUGUUAAAAAACUUAAUUGAUUAGUGUAAUAUUCAAAUAUCAAUGCAUUGCAUUUUACCAUAGUCUAAUAUAAUAGAUUAUCUAUUUUAUUUUGAUCGAUUUUGAUUUAGUUGAUGAACUAAAGAAGGAGCAUAUAAAUUUUAAAGAGCUUUUAUAUGUAUAGGUACAAUCUCUACCAAUAUAACAUUUACCAAGACUUUUGUUUGAUUUAAUAAAAAUAAACAUUUAAGAUAAUAAGGUGUUCUAGAAAUUCAAACUGUGUAUGAACUAAUAUUAAACCAAUAUUAGGGAAUGUUGUAGAUGAUAUUCAUUAAAAUCUGACUGGUACAUGGAUUAAAAGUAUUUUUACUUUUACUUCUAGAAAUAAUAUAUUGGAUUUAAAUAUUUAUUAAACUUAAUGCAUUGAACAAAUUUAUAUUAUCUACUUCAAUUUGUGUAGUUCUAGUAUAUUAUUAGAAUUUUUGUAAUGUAGAAAUGUAUAGUUAUUUGUCUUGAAGUUUAAUUAAAAUAUAUAAAGAAAAAUUUAAAACACAUUGCCUAGUUAGUGGUGGUAUAACCAACAUUUGAUAUGAUAUGAUAUCAUAUAUUAAUAAUAAUUAUAAUUUUGAACUAAAAAUUAUGUGCCUAGAACUUAAAUGAUAAAAUAAAAAAAUAUUAUUUUCCAGUUGGAUCUAGAUAAACCAUUGGAAGAUCAAGGACCUUUUGCUGUUAUUGUACACAAACUUACUGAAAUAAUUGCCAGAAAUGAUGAACAGGUAUGUUGGUAUCUAGGUUAUUUUUCUUUAUGUUGUAUUAACAAAAAACUGUAUUUUUUUUCUUAAAGGCUAUUCAAAUCAUAGAUAGAAUUGAACAAUAUAUAAAGGAUAAUCCGAAAGUAUUAAUCAUUGAUCCAUUAGAAAGUGUACGCACUCUACUCGAUCGAUACAAGACGUAUAAUGUCGUGUUGAACACCGGCUUGAACAAUAUUGGUACACCAAUAUACAAUUAUUAUUGUAACUAGGUAUUUUAAGUUGUCUAAAUUAUUUUGGUUCGCUUACAAUAUCACACUAAAUAGAGGACCUUGACCUGGGGCAUAUAUGACAUAGUAAAACUAUAUAGAAAGAAUAUAAGUACUUAAUAAUGCAAGUGUAAGAGGUCUGUCUUUUAGUAUAUUAGAGUGUAGAUUGUUGGCACUAACAUUGACAAAUCGUUCUAAGGUAUAAAUGUGUAGUGUUGUUAUUUAUAUAUUUUCAGGGAAGGGAUCUACAACUAAUCAUUUUGUUUUGUAGUAUUUACUGCACAACAAUUUUAAUUUGUUCUUAAAAUUCAUUAUAUACCACUAUAAUAUUUUUAAAUGUAGUGAAAUAAAACCCAUUUAACUCUGUUAAUUAAACACAAUAUACUUUAAUGACAUUUAUAAAAUAAUAACUGUUAAUGUGUGCUUGCUUUAUGAGAAUAGUAUAAUAAACAAUUAUUCAAUGUUAAAUUUAGUCAAUUAAAUAAAUAUAUUAGGUAUAUUUGUAUGUUAUGUUGGUACUAAUAUAAUGUUUAGUUUGGUGAUAUUAUAUGUGAACUAAUAUCACAUAAAAAGAUUUAUUAGUGGUAACUGGUAACUAAUUUAAAAUGUUGCCAAAUCCAUUUGGCUAAUUGCCAUAGCCUAUGAUUUUAAAUUUAAAUGCAAAUUUUAUUUUUCCACACAAUUUACUCUGAAGUUAUUUAUUAAUCAUAAUGAAUGCUAUAUUUAUGAUUUUAUUUGUAUUUACAAGUUAAAUUAAUAUAUGUUGUAAAUUGUAUUUAAAAUUGACAAUAGUUAUAAUUUUUUUGGUAUUAUAAAUUAAAUUUUUGAUAACAGUUUUUUUUAUAACUUAUUUAUAACUGAAACAUAUUAAAUAGAAUAAUAAAAUGAAUAAUUAUUGUAUACAUUUAAGAUCUUAGCUGUGCAAGAGUGAUGUUUUUUUCAAUAAUACAAGGUUUUUAACCUAAUAGUUCAGUAAACUGUGUUAAAUGUAUUGAUUAAUACAUAUACAGGUUGAUUUUUUUUUUUCAUGAACCAGCAAUUAUCUCUGAUUUUUUUAAGUUAAUUUAAAUUCUGGUUUUCUAAUUAUUAUAGAACUGUUUAAGCUUUAUUUUUAAACUAUUUAAAAAUUUUACCGCUACUCUAUGUACUUUAAAUAAGCAAAUAAUUAAGAUUUUUCAAAUAGGAACCCUUUUUUCCCCCUUUUUUGAACAAAGAUUUGAAAAGGGAAUAUUUUUCUAGAAAUUUUGAUAUGCAUAACACUAAUAUCAGAUUAACUGUUAAUGAGUUAUAAUAGUUAAACAAUUUGUUCGAAGGAGUUGGGAAGGGUUAUAGAUAGGCAAUUUAUUACUUUUCCCACUCCUCAGGUCUAAAUUUUAAACUAUUAUAACUCAUAAACGGUUAAUCUGAUAUUAGUGUUAUGCAUGUCAACAUUUUUAGAAAAAUAUUCUCUAUUUAAAUCAGUGUUCAGAAGGGAGGGGGUUCUUAUUUAAAAAUCAAAAGUAUGUACUUUCUUUAGGCAUACAAAGUAGAGGUAAACAAUUAAAAAUGGUUUUAAACAAUUCCACAAUGAUUAGAAAAAAAAAAAAAAACAAAAAUCAAAUUCACUUAAAAUCCUCUGAGAUAAUUGCUGGUUCAUGACUAAAAAUUCAAUCUGUAUAUGUAAAUUUAAAUUUCCAUGUAGAUAGAAAAUUAAAUAUUGAUGGUAGUUUAGGUUUGUAAUUUUAUAUUUUUUAAAUUCUUUAGUAGGAACAGUUCAUUAAUAUUUUGUUUUACUAUGCAUAUUCGUCCCAUACUAUAAUAGUUAAAUGGUCCCUUUAAAAUUUAAAGUAAUACAAACCUCAAAUUUUACAAUAAAAUUAGACAAACAAGAUGAGUGUAAACACUGUUAAUCAUCUGAAUCAUUGUUAUAAUGUUUAACAAUAAUAGAUAAAUUCAAAAAUUAUUUUGUUUGGUAAAAAAAUAUUUGUACAGAUAUAAAUUAAAAUCCCCUUUAUAUCCUACUUCUUGAACUUCCUGCUGUCAACAGCAUCCAUAAGCAGUAUUCUGUUCGAGGCGCAUAGUUACAAUGAACAAAACACCUGUAAUGUACUAGAUUUUUUUCCAAUAUUUAUUUCUACAAAGUUUUAUAUCUUUACUAGCUAUUUUGCUCAUCAUUGCGUGUGUCAAAUAAAAUUAUAUUUAUUUUUUUGUUUUAACCUUUCAUAGUAACCUAUAAAUCAAUAAAAAUAAUUAGUUUUUUGUACUAAAAAUACCAGUAGUCCUGUGUUUAGGGAUUGAAAUCUUAGAGAAGGGGAGUAGCCUAUAUGUUAUUCCUAGUUAAGAUCUAUAUUUAUUUAAAGUGUCAGCUCAACCCGUUCAGUAUUUUGGUGUAAAAGGAUAACAAUCAAACUUUUGAUUUAGUAAUGUUAGUAAGAUUUAGAUUAUUUUAUAGAAAACACAUAUUUUUCUAGUCUGUAUUAGUGUGGUCAAAUUACUUUUCACAACUUAAAAUAUAUGCAUAUAAUUGUAUAACAAAAUCUAAUUUAAAAUUAACCAAUGGAUACUAACCUUUUCUAGUGGUAUACAUCAUUAAAUUUGUUUUUGUUAUUAUUUAUAAUGACCCAAUGUGAAUCUAAUUAGUUUAACUGUAAUUAAACACAUUUUUGUUGUUGUAAUAAUACUUUUAAUAUUACCUAAAAAUUUCCCAGUCAAGGCCCUUAUCAAAAAUGACAGUUUAUGUUAUUUUCUCAUAACAUUAUUAUUUUUAAUUUGAACACUUUGUAAACUUAUGAAUUCAACUGUAAUUAUAUUUGUCUAUUGUAUUUGUUAGAUGUUUUUACGCCAACAUUCGUGGAAAUUCUUUCAAAUGAUGUGAAAGAGAAUAUUAUAAAGCUAAAAAAUGCUAGAGUAACGUUUCCUUUCAGUAAGCUUUUUAUUAAAGUAUAAAUAUUUUUUUAACAAUGUAACAAAUAUUUUUUAUUUUAGUUUGUAAGCCGUUUGUGGCUCAAGGAACAACAUACUGUCAUCAGGUGAACAAAAUAAUUGAAUAUAAUAUAUCUUUGGUCAAAUAUACAUACAGUGGCAGAUCCAGUGGUUAUUCUAGGGAGGAUAUUUAACAAUUUUUGAAUACAAGAAUUGCGUUAAAUAAACACAGUCCUAGGGUGGGGUAAUUGCCCUGUCUCCCUUCUCUUAUAUCUGCCAUUGCAUAUACAUACUUAUGAAUAAAUACAAAUGCAUGUUUACUUUUCUAGAUGUCUGUAAUUUUCAAUGAACGAGGUGUAGCUGAUUGUAAACCCCCAUGUGUUGCUCAAUCAUUUAUUAAUCAUAAUGCAAUUUUAUACAAACUUUAUGUUGUUGGGGAUCAUUAUCAAUUGGUAGAAAGGCCAUCAUUGAAAAAUUUCUAUACUUCAAACGGUAAAGUAUUUAACUAAAAACAAAUCUUUAAAUAUUUGUAUUCAUAAUUUAUUGUUUUAUUUUAGUUGAUCGAGAUACAAUAACUUUUGACAGCCAUUCCGUGUCAAAAUCAGAUUCAAGUAGUGAACUUAGUGUACUUGACCCAUCUGAAAGUGCCAAAAAAUCAUCUGUAGAUCCAAUAAAAUUACAUUCUAUUGUCAAAACAUUGGGUAGUUAUUUAAAUAUGUCUCUGUAUGGGGUUGAUAUUGUUGUGGAAAAUAAUACAAAUCGACAUGCAAUUAUUGAUAUUAAUGCCUAUCCUGGUAAAGUGGUUAUUUUUUAAGAAACAACAAAAUUAUUUUAAUUAUAAAUAGUAAAUACUAUAAUGUUGUUUUCUUAGGUUAUGAUGGAUUCCCGGACUUUUUUGGUAAACUUAUAGACUGUGUGAUAUCACGGCGCACUCAAUCGUUGUGUUCCAAAGCAUAUUUUGAAGAUUCUGGGUUUGACACUAGUGAUUCAAGCGAUGAAAAAAAAUCUCGCGCCAAGUUGAAUUCAAUUAAUCAUUAAUAUAAUUAAAACUGAUCAAUUAAACUUUGCCUAAAACUGUAUACUAAUUUAUUGUAUACAUUAUAUUAUAUAUUUUGUCAAUCAGAUUUUUAAGUGUCUUUUGAUAAACUAAAUAUCUUAUUUAUAAUAACUCAUGAAAUGUGUUAGUUUUUGAAAUGUUUUUAAAUUAUUAUUGUAAAUCUAUUUUUUUUUUUGUAUCUGAAAAUCAAGAUUAUAAGAAUCGUGCAAAAUAAUGUUUAUAAUACUAUUUUUAUACAUAAAUUUAUAAUAAAAUUAAAUAUUUUCAAUAAGUUGAUAUAUAUUUUUCAAACAAGAUAAUAUGUUAUAUUGCAUUAAGGUACUGGAGAAGUGAUAUUUGCUUAUUGAUUUUACAAGGUUAUUUUUACAAUUACAAAUUUGUUUGCUAUUAUUAUUGUUACAAUUGGAUUUGCAAUGUUAAAUUUAUUAUUUUUUUAUUUUAAUUUUGUAUCAAAUUAUCUGUUUAAAUUGUGUAUCCACAACAGUCAAUUAUUGUUUAAAUUUGAAUUUACUAUGUAAUAAGCUUUAUAACUAAGGCAUUUAAAUACUUACUAAAGUACGAUAUUUGUACAAAAUUUAAGUCAUUUGACAUUGUGGAACUAUUUUUGCAAAAUUGAAUUAAUUAUAUACUAAUAUAAUAAAAGUUUUAAUCGCCAAAAUUUUUUUUAAAUAUGUGUCUACAGUUAUCUUGAUUAAAAAAUAGAAGGAACUUGUACAUUUU
Cinara cedri is the source of this 9090-nucleotide messenger RNA. Lineage: Eukaryota; Metazoa; Arthropoda; Insecta; Hemiptera; Aphididae. The record is from the annotation of a GenBank genome assembly.